Messenger RNA from Carassius carassius (crucian carp), 711 nucleotides. RefSeq lists its product as uncharacterized. The record is from RefSeq and is a predicted model, not a curated record. Bases 1 to 711 code for a protein of 236 amino acids. The transcript is spliced from 4 exons. Lineage: Eukaryota; Metazoa; Chordata; Actinopteri; Cypriniformes; Cyprinidae.
AUGUUUCCUGAUGUGCAGCUGUCUUCAACACCAGUAAGGGGCUCAGUCUUCAGGCCCAGUAAGAGACCUCGUCUGGUGUUAGAUGAGGAAGAAGAAUCAGAAUUAAAUGUCGAACCCACCGAUUCCACAUAUAACCCAGAUUCUGUUGUUACUGAAGAAUCAGAAUUGGCGAUAGAUCCACAGCCUGACCACAGCAAUAACAAAUACAUUGUUUUUGAAAGCUGUCUUCGAGAGCUGUUUGUGUCCUGUCCAAUUUGUAAGACAAAGUGUGUUGUCCAGAGCGGACGAAGGGGGACUUUUGUUGCAUUCACCCAGCUUUGUGAAAAGUGUAACUACUACAGACAGUGGCAGAGCCAGCCCAUUGUAGGGAGUACCCCACUUGGAAACCUGCUAUUGUCUGCUGCAACGUAUUUUACCGGUGGAUCUUUUAAACAACUAGAGAAGAUUUUCAAGGCCAUGAAGCUCCAGAUGAUGCAUUUCGUAACUUUUAGGAUUCAUGCCAGGAAUUUCAUUGAGCCUACCAUAAUACACAAGUGGAACCAAGAUCAACUGAAUCUUAUAAGACAGCUGCAAGAGGGAGGAAAUGUUGCUGUGGCUGGAGAUAUGCGUGCUGACACGCCAGGACACUCAGCAAAAUUUGGCAGCUACACCAUUAUGCACAUGGAAACCAACAAAAUUCUGCAUCUUCAACUAGUUCAGGUUAGUAAUUAA